Oryzias latipes (Japanese medaka) is the source of this 5460-nucleotide messenger RNA. RefSeq names its product forkhead box O4 (gene foxo4). Gene Ontology annotation, biological process: regulation of transcription by RNA polymerase II. Lineage: Eukaryota; Metazoa; Chordata; Actinopteri; Beloniformes; Adrianichthyidae. The record is from RefSeq and is a predicted model, not a curated record. Gene Ontology annotation, molecular function: RNA polymerase II cis-regulatory region sequence-specific DNA binding; DNA-binding transcription factor activity, RNA polymerase II-specific. Gene Ontology annotation, cellular component: nucleus.
GCAGACCUCGUUGCCUGACAGUGGUAAACAGACGUCAGAAGGGUGUCUUCGCUUCGAGCCAAAACAAAACAAAGCAAAACAAGUCAAAAAGAGAGUGAAUGGGCGAAUACUUUGACCACCACAACAACCGGAAGUUUUAGAAGAAUCAUCGCUGGUUCAAAUCGGAUACUUGAAGGAAGUUAUCUCCAGCUUUUGACUGACUUUUUCCCGGAUUGUAAACUCUGGAGUAGCAGGGGCUUAAAGCAGCUAACGCUACGGUGGCUAUCGUGGUGUUUUCAAAGUGCGGCGAGUGGGAGCCGACAGACCUCCAGGCGGACUUUCGGGGGGAAACCCCUAUAGUUUGUUUCAUACCUAUCUAGCGGGGCAAAACCCCACCUGCGACCUGAACCUGGCUCGUGGGGAUUUUGUAGCCUCUUAGAGAACCGUGUCGCGCGGCAGAAGAGUGCAGAAACAUGGCAGAUGGUGACACGCGCCUGGCCGCAAUGUGGCGGAUCGUACAGACCUGAGGCACGGACCUUUUUACUUACGCGGCAUUUCUGUUGUUUUUACAUUUUAGCGCCGCUAACAUCAUAUUACAGUAACUACAAUCGGUUUCUCGGAUUUGGAUUUUUUUUUCCUAAACUUCUUUUGGGAGCGUACUCAUUUUUGGGAACGCAGGGGCGGCUGGAGGAGUCCCAGAACUGUUUGUACACUUGGGGCAGCGCAGCCGGCUUCUGACUUCUUCAGCGGACGAACAUUUUUCACUAUCAACUCCCAGCAAUUUAGCGCCGCCAUGGAGGAGUCAUCGAUGCCCGCCAUUGACCCAGAUUUCGAGCCGCAGAGCAGACCCCGCUCCUGCACGUGGCCGCUCCCGAGACCCGACAUCUCCACCGUCAAAGCGGAGGGGGCGGACGGCGCCGAGUCCACCGCCGGGACCCCGCCCGCGGACGAGGACAAGCCCGAAGCGCAGCAAAUCACGUCCGAGCCCGAGAAAGCUGGAGCCGCGGCGGAGGGCGGAGCCAUCGCGGGGGUGGGCGGGGUCAGCGCCGCGUCACGCAAAGGAUCUUCCCGACGGAACGCGUGGGGGAACCAGAGCUACGCGGAUCUGAUCAGCCAGGCCAUCGAGAACUCUCCGGAAAAGAGGCUAACGCUGGCCCAGAUCUACGAGUGGAUGGUGAAAACUGUGCCUUACUUCAGAGAUAAAGGAGACAGCAACAGCUCCGCCGGGUGGAAGAAUUCAAUUCGCCACAACUUAUCUCUGCACAAUAAGUUCUUGAGGGUGCACAAUGAGUCAACAGGAAAGAGUUCCUGGUGGAUGCUCAACCCGGAAGGGGGGAAGACCGGGAAGGCUCCUCGCCGGCGUGCAGCCUCCAUGGACAACAGCAGCAAGCUGCUGAAGAGCCGCAUGCGGGCCAAGCAGACCAAGAAGCAGGCGGGAGCGGCCAGCUCCGGGGGGGCGCUGCAAGGCGACGGCAGCACGGGCUCGGCGGGGGCCGACAGCCCCAACUCUUCCCAGCAGUAUUCCAAAUGGGGGGUGAACAGCAGCAGCCCGUCGUCUCGCGGCAGUCUGGAUGACGGCGACAUGUGGAACACCUUCCGCCCGCGCACAAGCUCCAACGCCAGCACGCUGAGCGGACGCCUGUCGCCCAUCGCUCCCGGGCAGGAGGACGAUGACAACCUGCCCGACGAUGGGAUACUGGGGAGAUACACCGCCAGCAGCCUGACCCCCACCCUCACGGAGACCCUUAUGGAGGAGCUAGAUAUGAUCGACCACCUUACCCUGAUGACGGGGCAGCAGGGAGGGGCCAGUCCCAGCACCGCCCCACCAGCACCCCCCACCCCACUCCCCUCUGCCUCCACCCUGCUGCCAAGAGGCUCCAGCUUCCCCUCCUUCCAUCAGCUGCAGUCAUCCAGCCUCUCACAGGCCCCCCCUCACAGCGGGGCCCAGGCCCCCGUCUCUCUGUGUGGACCCAGCAGCAAAGACGCCACCACCUUCAGUAACUCUCUGUUCAACCCCAUCCCCAGCUCUGCCUCCAGUGGGGGCAGCACUUACGGUACCCACGUACCCUCCAGCCUGGAGGCGCUGCUCACCUCCGACUCCCCGCCCCCAAGUGAUAUUUUGAUGGCUCAGGUAGACUCCCUCCUCCCCAGCACUGGAGGUGUGGGGCAGAUGGGUCUGAGCGCAUCUGCAGGGGGCAUGAGGCCCAAACCCAACCAGCUGCUGCUGGGCAAAGGGCUGGAGCCAAACGCCGUGGCUCCCAUGGCGCUGCAGCCUCGGAUGCAGCAGCAGCAGCAGCAGCAGCAGCACCACAUUCACCAGCAGCACCAGCACCACUCCCACAUGAGUUUGGGGAUGAUCCUUUCAGGCCUAUCCCAGGACCCGCCUCAGCUCUCCACUCUCAAAGACCAGCACGCCCCGGCCGUGGGUUCUCAUCACGCGUCGCCCGUGGGCGCCGUCAAUCCCAGCAUGAACCUGCAGGGGAUGAGUCCGUUCGGAGCUCCGUCCUGCUUCCCCACCUCUCAGGACCGGCUGCCCACUGACUUGGACAUGGACAUGUUCACGGAAAACCUGGACUGUGAUGUGGACUACAUUAUCAACAGUGACCUCAUGGAUGGAGACGGCAUUGAUUUUAACUUUGACCCCAUACUGCCUGGAGGCCAAGGCUACGCUGGGCCGGCCACCACGCAGGGCUCGGCCCACAGCUGGGUUCCCAGCUAAGGCUUUCACACAAAGCUAGCCAGAAAACCGAUCUCCAAUCAGCCCAACCUGGAAGAAUGACAGAACAAGUGGUGCACCUCCCCUCCCCACUGGCUGAAGACACUUUUCAAAGACUAAAACUUUCUAUUGGACUUCAAAACAGCGAACCCGGGCCUCCCCCAUGUCAUGUGCCAAUACAUGCAGCGGACAGGCUACAAACAACUAUGCAGACCUUUUCUCCGUUUCCCUCCUCUUUGAAACCAUUUUUCAUAACUUCUUAAACUGAUUUUUUUUUUUUUUAAAGAUGCGUGAUUAAUCAUUUUUGGAGUGAAAAGACUGCUCCUCUGCUGGAGGUUUACAUUUCAUUCGUGUUUCUCCACGCUAGCUUGUGGGUGAAUACGGUACCCCUGAUGUCAGAAAUGGCCAGUUUUGUGCUCACUCUUGUUUUUUUUGUUUUUGUUUGUUUUGACCGAAUGCUGUUGGAUCAACUGAAUGAGGUUCACACACUAUGCUGCAAAGUUCUCUAGAGACAGAGGAGUCAGGAGGAACACUAAGACUGUCUUUAUUAUGGAAAGCAAAGACAGGGCAACUUCAUCUCAACCAGAUCCCAGAUUUUCUUUGUUGUUUUUUUCAGCUCUUUUGUUGAAACAUGGCGGCUCACAAGUUAAGAAUACCUGCAGCUCGGCAAUUUUAACUGGAGUCCGGUGUGUUAAGGUAGAUGUCAGUUAGAUGUGUGUAUGUUUUAUUUGAUUUUUUAACCCCAGGUUUUCACUUAAACUAACAAAAGUAAAGAAAUGUACUUUGUGAAUUUAUGCAAGGGGCAUUCAAGGAUGAAUCUCUCGAUUAGGCCAAGUGUUUUGCUGUCAAAGAUAGAAAAGUGCCUCCACAGACUCAUCUUUUUUUUCCCCUCCUCUUUUCUCCUUGACUUUGUGUGUUUUCAAAGCACUUAGGUCUCCUGUAACACAGGAACCCCAAAUUCCAAGAAUAAAUCCAGGUAAUUUAGAGAAAGAAAGAAAAGAAUAUAUGAUCCUGUUGCACACGUACCUAAUGGCACACUAUGCAUAAUUGUUUGGGCAGAUAAAUAAUAUCUUGAAGGAAAUUUAAAAGUAUAUAUAUUUGAAGAAGGCUUUUACUUUGAAAAAUUUCCUUUUAAAACGAUGGGGCAUAUCCUCUCACACUUUAAUUCCCAUUACUAACAAGAAAACAAUAAUUCACAGUGUGAGAAGAACAAAAGAAAGAAUAUAUUUGACUAUAGUUUUAACACAAUUUAGAUGAAAAUGAUCAUAUCUAUGAAUAUAAUACUAAUGGGAGGUCAUUUUCUAGGUUGAAUUGGAGGAUGAAUUAUCCGUUUAGCUGCAAUAUUCUAUGCUUUUAUAUUUGUAAAGGAUGAGAUGCACAUAGAGGUUUUUUUUUACAUAACCAAAGGAACACUAAUAAUUGCAUUUGCAUGGCAUCUGGGGAGCGCUUAGGCCUGACACAGUAUCCUUGGUGUACAUAAGCUUUGCAAAAGAAGACUUUUGGAAAACGUUGAAUAUCAUGUUGAGUAAGAUUCCCAACCAUCUGCCUCGCACUUUUGAUUUACUCCCAGUAAAAAAAAAAAAGGAAGGCAUCGUUCAAAAAUUUUCAAAAAAGAAAACCAGUGCGCAGAUGUGAGGCUAAAUAUUUAAAGACAAUUUUACUUUGCACAAUUAUUGUUGCAGCAGACUGGAAAUCAAGAAGCCACGACUAUGGUGUGUUUUAAAGGAGACGUGUCAGUCUUAAAAAGAGCUGAUCUCAAAGUUUUAUUCUACUUUUUCUGUGUUUAUUUUUUUUAUUUUUUGGAUAAGUGUACAUUAGCUGUCAUGUAUAUCAGUACUAGCUCAUUCCUUUAUUUUGUUCAGGUUGUUGACUGCCAGUAUUUAAAACACUAGAGCAUGACCUUAUUCUGUAGCAAGACUUCAUUUUGUCAUCUUACCUCCGUUGAAGACGUUUGUGUUGGUUUUGUCUUUUUAUUUUGUGACAUGAUCUCCCUGCAGGUUCGACUUUCACUGUAGCUGUGUGGAAAUUAGUCCCAUGUGUAUAAAGCGUUCUCCUUUUUUCUCUCAUUUGAUUUUUCUCAGAAUGGUGCUAGAUGAUGUGACGUAUCCACAGUACUCAAAUAUGCAUAUCAGGGCCUUUGAAUUUACUCUGUAACACACAGAAUCUUAAUUAUUGUUUAGAUUUAUCACACAAUAAGCAAUAGUUACCAAUCUUUGUUUCUUUUUUUGUAAUGCUUUUAUAUGUAUGAACAUCUGGCUACCUUAAUCUAAAAAAAGACCAGUUUGUUAAAAUAAGAUGGGUUUUCUUGUCAUCAGUCCUAAUUGAUUAUUUUGCAUGAACCAUACAACUUUGCUGUUCCUCAGCUGAAAGCCUAUUGUUGUUUUUUUAACUUAAGGCUGCAGUGUCUGCUUCUUCUUUAGUUUACGGUUACUGCCUUGAAGUAGUGCUUCACCUCUAAUGUUCAUUUACCUGAUUAUCUUUUUUUUUCUUCAUUCACCUUUAUGUAGGAGCUAGUUUCUGUAUUUUAAAAACAUUUUUAAACACAGGUCCCAUUUUUUGUAGUAUAGAGAAAAGGCAGUUCUUUUUCUAUUAGAGAGGGGAGGGAGGGUCAUGAGUUGUGCAUAAGCCAAUUGUUUAAUAUUUUAAAAUUGCAUUAAUAUUUUUUCCUCUCGUUCAGCUUUUUCCCUUUUAUUUCUAUACAUUGUAAAGUCAGCCAGAGAUGACAAACGGCUCUGAACUGCAGAAAUCAAUAAACUCUAACCCGA